CCCCAUCUCUGUGACAGGGAACAAGUGAAGAAGGCGGCUGUGUGUGUGUGUGUGUGUGGGGGGGGGUGAGAUCAGGAGGGAUCAGGCAAUGGGCACAGAGGUAGGCAGUGAGAGUAAAACAUCCGGGCUAUUGUGCUCAGUACAUUUUAGCUGAUCACUUCUGGAAGAGGAGACAGGAGGAGGCAGACAUUAUCAGCAGUGCUAUCCUGGCAGGAGGCAGGCGGGCAGCAGGUGGGCAGCAGGUGGGCAGCAGGCUGCAUGUGAAGCUCAGCACAUCACAGGGAGGAGGACACAUGAGAAUAUGGCCAGCACGGACAAUGACCUAAUUGGUAUUCCGUUCCCCAAUCACAGCAGUGAAGUUCUGUGCGGACUCAAUGCACAAAGACAAGAUGGUCUCCUCUGUGACGCCAUCCUUAUUGUUCAGGAACAGGAAUACAGAACGCACAGGUCCGUCUUAGCCGCCUGCAGCCAAUAUUUCAAAAAGCUCUUUACGACAGGCUCAUUAUUAGACCAGCCCUAUAUAUAUGAGAUUGACUUUGUUGAGCCUGACGCAUUUUCCGCCAUACUGGAAUUUGCCUACACGUCCACUCUGACCAUCACCACGUCAAACAUCAAACAUAUCUUGGAUGCAGCGGAGAUGCUGGAGAUCCAGUGCAUUAUCAACGUAUGUUUGGAAAUAUUACAGACACCCAGAGAUGGGGAAGAGAAUAAUGAGAAAGAAGAAGAUGAGGAUGAGGAUGAUGACGAUGAAGAAGCAAAAGACUUUAUGAAUGAGGAGAACCAAACUGAUAUCAAGGACUCCAGCUGUCAUCAAAGCCCGCCAAAAUCGGACCAUCCGGAGGGGCAUUAUGAAAUGCAAAAGGACCUCCCAACACAUUUCUCAUCCAUCACCAAUACCAAUAGUCAACAAAACGCUAUAAAAGAUUUCUCAAUUGAAUCUUUACUAAGUGAAAACCUGUACCCCAAAAAUAACAUUGCAGAGAGGAGGCCAACCAUUUCUCAUUUUCUACCUGGUUUCUUCCCCCAUCUUUGGAACGGCGAUUUAGGGGCCUUUUCCCAACUCCAAGACCAACCAGAAGACAAUGGACCCUUGGAUCUUGUGAUAAAAAACAGAAAAAUUAAAGAGGAGAAACAAGAUGAACUACCUGCACCCCCUUUCCCAAAUAACUUUUUUAAGGAGGUGUUUGCCGACCAUUCGGGCAACCACUUUGGACAAAUUAAGGCAGAAAUGGACUAUAGCGCUUAUCUCGGCUUUCUGAGUGCAGCGCAUUUGGGAAUGUUUCCUCCGUGGCCUUUGGAGGAAGAAAGAAAAUUAAAGCCAAAGGCAUCACAGCAAUGCCCCAUCUGCCAUAAAGUAAUCAUGGGGGCGGGGAAACUGCCUCGGCAUAUGAGAACCCACACCGGAGAAAAGCCAUAUAUGUGCAACAUCUGUGAGGUCCGCUUUACUAGGCAGGACAAGCUGAAGAUACACAUGCGGAAACACACAGGGGAGCGGCCAUACUUGUGCAUUCACUGCAACGCCAAGUUUGUUCACAACUACGACCUCAAGAACCACAUGCGCAUCCACACGGGAGUACGACCCUACCAGUGCGAGUUCUGCUACAAGAGCUUUACUCGCUCCGAUCAUCUUCAUCGUCACAUCAAGAGACAGAGCUGCCGGAUGUCCAGACCCAGAAGAGGGAGAAAGCCUGCGUCCUGGAGAACGGCCAAUCUAAUGUUUGCCCGUAACAACCGCCAGGAGGAUAAAAAUUUCCUGAUGAUGCCCCCUGGUCUGGAUGGGACCGUGUGUGUUCCAGGGCCCAGCCAAAAGCAUUUUAUGGAGGAGGCCAGAGGCAUAAUCAACCUGCAGGACUUGGAAAGCCAGUUUGAAGACUCCCAGAUGACACUGUUAGAAAAGGCCCAUUUGGAACCGGAAAGAAACGGCAGACUCUUUGCAUUUCCAUUGUCUCAUAGCGAGACCCUCUCUCCGAGUCAGUUCCUGGUUGGUGGGAACCCUUGGGACCUGUCGUAUAACCACUCAUCAGUGGCGGAAACAGUAAAGAGCUACAGUUAAACUUUGUAACAAGGACUGACGAUGUGCGACAAUGUACUUUGUAACAUACGCAAUGUUUUAUAGAUAUUUAACCCCCCAAACGGGGGGUCUUAAUCGCUGACACACAAAUCCUCUCCAAAGAGUGAGUGCACACUCACAUAUAUACAUCAGUAUAAUACUGAUCUACGUGUCUAUGCCCCUGCCACUCACACCCAUAUACACAUGAACAGUUUUGCUCCCUCUUUUUAAUUCCGACAUGGGGCUACAGGCGCUAAUAGGUUUAUUUAUUAUGAUUUCAAUAUCUGAAGCCCCCUAUUAACGGACAGUGGAAAUAAUUUCACAGCAUUUGACACAGAACCUUUACCAAUUUGCUGGUCCUCAUGGUUUACAUGUAAUUUUAUCUGAAUUACAAUUACACGCAUGAUUAGGCACAGGAUUAAAGGGGAAGUUAACCUUAGACUGAACUUGUAAUAUAUGAUGUGAUAACAGGUCUGGACUGAUAAUGAAAAUAGGCCCUGGCAUUUCAGGUACCAAUCAGUCCACACAGAGGCCCAAAUAGCCCCCACCAACCCACUAAAUACUGACUUUCUAUGUCACUUUAUAGCAGCCCCUCUAGCAUUUGCCAGAACCCACAGGUUGCCAGUCCGGGUCUGUGUGAUAGCCAUAUUCUGUAGUGUAUUUGCUUUUCUAUUCUGCCUUUUUCUGACCCAAAUGAUAGGUAAGAAAUUAUGUCUGAUUGUAUCAGGUCCGUAAGAUCAACAACCAGAAAUCAGAUGUUUUUUUUUUUUUAAUCUUUGAGUUUAGGUCUCAUCCAUUGUCUAGUCUUCAUUCACACUGCUGCCUGUUGCUAGGCUAAAUGGAACCAUAGUAACCAAAUAGAAGUGGAAAUAGCAAACUAAAAAACUGCAAUCCAAAAAAAAAACCAAACCUUUAAAAAAACCACCAAAA
This is a messenger RNA of Xenopus laevis (African clawed frog), 2980 nucleotides long. It is a transcript of the gene zbtb7c.S, whose product is annotated as zinc finger and BTB domain containing 7C S homeolog. The record is from RefSeq and is a predicted model, not a curated record. NCBI's taxonomy places the organism in Eukaryota, Metazoa, Chordata, Amphibia, Anura, Pipidae. Gene Ontology annotation, biological process: regulation of transcription by RNA polymerase II. Gene Ontology annotation, molecular function: RNA polymerase II cis-regulatory region sequence-specific DNA binding; DNA-binding transcription factor activity, RNA polymerase II-specific. Bases 302 to 2053 code for a protein of 583 amino acids. The transcript has 3 exons.